This is a messenger RNA of Centropristis striata (black sea bass), 2057 nucleotides long. It is a transcript of the gene bspry, whose product is annotated as B-box and SPRY domain containing. NCBI's taxonomy places the organism in Eukaryota, Metazoa, Chordata, Actinopteri, Perciformes, Serranidae. Gene Ontology annotation, molecular function: protein binding. The record is from RefSeq and is a predicted model, not a curated record.
AUGUCCGUGUUACUUCCGCGUUGAGCUCACCUGUUCCACCUGUAUUACUGCGCCUUGCUGUAGGUGCGACUCCUGCUCUGCCGGUGCACCUGUCGCCAUUGUGCCAUGACGGAGCAGCUCAUAACCUGCGAGUUAACAUGCCCGUCUUCGCCGACUAAGCCGGCGGAGAAGACUUUAUAUUGCGUGAAACAUACGGAUAUGGAUAUUGAGCAGCCUAUUUUCUCGGUGUUGAGCGGCGGAGUGAAGCAGCAACAGAAGGAGCAGGAGGAGGAGGAGGAGGCGAGCUCACCCUCUGCGACCACCGCCACCGAUACCGAGUCCGGGAUCUUCUCCGGGGAGUGUGAGCUCUGUGUGGAGCAUGAGUCCGAGCUGGACUGGUUCUGUGGCACCGAGCAGAGGCUUAUUUGCUCUCACUGCGCCAUCGUGGGCCCCUGCCACGGACACACCGUGACCCCUCUGGCCACCAGAGUAACCGCAGUCAGGAACCAACUGGUGGAUGUGUGUGAGAAAAUGCAGCUGCAGGCACUGAGGAUUGAGAGGUUUAUCGAGCAGACGCUGACAGCCAAAGAGCAAAAGCUUCAGGUGGCGGCGAGCACAGCGCGGGAGCAGGUUGUGGCUCAGGUCAGCGCAGCACGUGAGGCCCUGGAGGAGGAGGAACAGCGUCUCUUGGAGGAGGUGCAGAGAGAGGAGGAGCGGGUGGAGCAGUGUCUCCUCACUCAGAGAGCCCACUGGAGACAGGCUCUGGAGAAUCUGACGCAAACACGCUCCAGCCUGGUGCACACGCUGACGCACACUCCAGACGCACAGCUGGUGACUAGUUGCCAAGAGAUAGCUGAGAGGGUGGAGGAGGCAGAGGGGGUUGGAGAGCCCUGUGACACUGACCAGCUCAAUCUGAACCCAGGCUGCAGUGACAGCAAGCUGCUGAGAGGUCUGUGGGCCUCUGCAGUGCUGCUGGGGCCAAAUGCUUAUGGAUCAUCUAAUUUAAAGUUUGAUGAGCGUACAGUGAGCCCUCUACUGUCCUUGUCUGACGACUUCUGCACUUUGACCUUCCAGCACAAAAAACCCCGCCAACCGGUACCCUACGACCCCGCACGCUUCGACUGCUGGCCCAACGCGCUGGGUUCGCUGUCCAUGUCCUCCGGCACCCACAGCUGGGUGGUGGAUGUGGGUCAGAGCGGUGCGUUUAAGGUCGGGGUCUGCUACACUUCUCUUGGCCGCAAAGGCUCUGGUAACGAGGCCCGGCUCGGCCACAACAGCCAGUCGUGGGUGCUCUCCCACUAUGACGGUGACUACUCCUUCUGCCAUGCGGAGAAGAAGGUGCCCCUGCAGGUGGCGAGGAGACCCCAGAGAAUCGGCCUGCUGCUGGACUGGCCAAGUCGCACGCUGUUGUUUUACGAGCCGGACUCCAUCGCCGUGCUGUACUCUGUCUCACAUAACUUCAGUGCUCCGCUGCUGCCGGCGUUUGCUGUGACUGACCGCAGUAUCACCAUACUGCACUGACACAUUCUGCCAAAACACUAAAUGACCUUAAACAUGUGAAGAAACGCCUUUCUCUAAUGUAAAUAUGAUCAGCAGCUGAAGUUCCUCCACCUGACUGUGCAGAUAUCAAAGGCAUCAAUUUUCUAUUUAUUAGCUAUUCCAUCAGUAGCUGAUGGUUAUUUUUUUAAUGUUAUUAUUAACUCAAAAUUGUCUUAAUUUAGAGAUAAUCAGAUAAUUAUCUGUUGAUCAUAUUAUACAGUUGCGCUGGAACAGUAUUUUGUUUGACUGAUGACUGUUUUUUUAUGUUUUUAUUAUGAUUUUAAAGUUUGAUCUGUGUAAUGAAGCUUCACCAAGACUCUUUAUAGAAAAUAGAAAUACUCAGAUGUAAUUCUGUAUUGAUGGUAUAUACUCAGUAAACAAAUUAUUACAGUUUGACUGUAAUAUUUUCAGACUCUGCAAUAGACAUUUCCAUAAAUGCACAAAGUAUGAUUUAGUAAUCUUCUUUGGAAUAAUAUUUUUCCAGGCCAAACUGAACAGAAAAAGCAAAAACCUUUAAACUUAUUAAACCAUUUUAAUUA